GUUUCAUUUGUGUAAUUGGGAGAACUAUAAGGAUGAAGUUUCCACUGGGACUGGUCUCUUUUAUCAUUGCGUUUGCUGCAGUGGCUAUGCAAGAUGAUGUUUUUCCCACUGAUUCUUCUGAACUUUGGUUGCAUACAGAAAAUGAUAAUGCUGCCGAGCCUCUGUUAUGUACUGAGUGCAAAGGAGAAACAUUCUGCACAGGCACCAGUAUAAAAUGCGCUAGUGAAGAAUAUUGUAUAAGUUGGUACAUUGAAGAAACCAAUGACGGAAAUAAAACAAAGAUGCUGAUCAGAUCGUGUGCACCAAUAGAGCAAUGUGACUUCUCGGCAAGCAUCAAUUCCACCGGUGGAAGCAUCAAGAUGGUCAGCUCUUGUUGUAAUUCUGACAACUGUACUCCUCACUUACCCCCAUUGCCAUCUGACAGUAACCAGCUGCUUGAAAUAACAUGCCCAACCUGCACAAAUUCUGAAUUCAAUUUCUGUAACAGUGAGGAUACAAUGCGAUGUAGCGGCAAGGAGAGUAGGUGCAUUGAGUACUCAAGCUUAUCAGGAAAUAGUACAAAGGCAGUCCGUGGUUGCGCAACCAGAAGUUCCUGUGGUCCUGAUGGACUUGAUGGUCCUGAGCCUCUGACUUUGAAUAUUGGAGGAUUUAAUUUUACAUUUAACUGCAGCGAUGCUGAAAUUGACUCUCCCAUUUCAUGUGCAGAGUGCAAAUCUUCAGAUAGUUCCUCUUGUACGGGCACUAAUGUGACUUGUGCCUCGGGUUAUGUGUGUACAACUCAUCACAAGGUAGUAAUUCAAGAUGGAGACAAGACUCAAAGCAUAGUCAGGACGUGUGGAGCACAAAGUAACUGUGAGGAUUUAGUAAGACAAAGCCUUCCUGGAUAUACAGCUAUUGACAGCACCACCUGUUGUUACUCCAACUAUUGUACACCAGCCAUUAAAUCAUAUAGCAGCCAAACCAAUGGACUAAUAUGUACAACUUGCACUGCUGAAAAUGGAAACGCUUGUGAUAAUGAGAAAACUAUGGAAUGCAGUGGGGAUGAGAAUGUGUGCCAUGCGGAAUUAACACUGCUUUCAGAUAACUCUAAAACUGUCUCUGGCUGUGCAACUAAAAGUAUUUGUGAUAGAAUAUAUUCCACUGAGGACGCAACAGUUAGUUAUACCUGUCAGAUUCCAAAAGCAGCAAAUAUCACAAUGUCCAUUGAAAGCACAACUACAAGUGUGGGAAUUGUAUCUACUGGAAACACAAGUGCAAGUGUGGGAACUGUACAUACUGGGAUCCCAACUUCAAGUGUGGGAAUUGUAUCUACUGGGAACACAACUUCAAGUGUGGGAAUUGUAUCUACUGGGAACACAAGUGCAAGUGUGGGAACUGUACAUACUGGGAUCCCAACUUCAAGUGUGGGAAUUGUAUCUACUGGGAACACAACUUCAAGUGUGGGAAUUGUAUCUACUGGGAACACAAGUGCAAGUGUGGGAACUGUACAUAUUGGGAUCACAUCUUCAAGUGUGGGAUCCAUAUCUAGUGGGAACACAAGUGCAAGUGUGGGAACUGUACAUAUUGGGAACACAAGUGAGGGUAUUACAAAUACCACCGCAAAUCUGGGCAACACUGUUAGAACUACUGGAAGAACCAUAGAAACCACCAAGACCAGUUCUGUAUUAGCAAAUGCAGGGAAUACUGGAGUCCCAAGUGCCAGUACAAAGAUUUCCAGUAGAAGUAUCAGAACCUUUGUUGGUGUUUUCGUUAUUUUAUACAUGUAUUUUGUACUAUAAGUCAUCUUCAGGGCAAUGGUUUUUCUUUUUUUCUUAAAAAUUAAGUACACCUAAAAUAAGGUUGUGUAUAUAAAUUGUAAUUCUUGGUUAUAAAAUAUUAUAUCAGAAAACAGAGAUCUACUUAAUUUUUCUUUUCAUUCCAAGAUAUUAAGGGAUA
Molecule: messenger RNA, 1935 nt
Organism: Xenopus laevis (African clawed frog)
Lineage: Eukaryota; Metazoa; Chordata; Amphibia; Anura; Pipidae
Product: cell wall protein AWA1-like
Exons: 11
Coding region: 33-1778 (581 amino acids)
Source: RefSeq, a predicted model, not a curated record